Molecule: messenger RNA, 1802 nt
Organism: Xenopus laevis (African clawed frog)
Lineage: Eukaryota; Metazoa; Chordata; Amphibia; Anura; Pipidae
Gene: tubg1.L
Product: tubulin gamma 1 L homeolog
Exons: 10
Coding region: 120-1406 (428 amino acids)
Biological process (GO): microtubule-based process; microtubule nucleation; cytoplasmic microtubule organization
Cellular component (GO): gamma-tubulin complex; microtubule; centrosome
Molecular function (GO): GTP binding
Source: RefSeq, a predicted model, not a curated record
CGUCAGGUCCUUUCCGAGGAUAAGGAACAAGCCGCUACCUACACCUGCGCUUCUGUGCAGUGCUAAUAGUGUCAGCGCGGGAGGUGAGGCGUGAAGUCCUGUUCCUCUCAGGCUACAUCAUGCCACGGGAGAUUAUCACCCUGCAACUUGGCCAGUGCGGAAAUCAGAUUGGAUUUGAGUUCUGGAAGCAGCUAUGUGCAGAACAUGGCAUCAGCCCUGAAGGUAUUGUGGAAGAGUUCGCGACUGAAGGUACCGACAGGAAAGAUGUAUUUUUUUAUCAGGCUGAUGAUGAGCAUUACAUUCCAAGAGCUGUUCUUCUGGACUUAGAACCGAGGGUUAUCCACUCUAUACUUAAUUCUCCAUAUGCCAACCUGUACAACCCUGAGAACAUUUACCUGUCUGAACAUGGAGGUGGUGCUGGAAACAACUGGGCUAGUGGUUUCUCACAGGGAUUCGUGCUUUGCCAUUCAAUAGCAGGUGGAACAGGCUCUGGUUUAGGAUCUUACCUUUUGGAGAGAUUAAAUGACAGGUAUCCCAAGAAGUUGGUCCAGACAUACUCUGUUUUCCCAAACCAAGAUGAAAUGAGUGAUGUUGUGGUACAGCCUUACAACUCCCUUCUAACACUUAAGAGACUUACACAGAAUGCAGACUGUGUGGUGGUUUUAGAUAACACAGCUCUAAAUCGAAUUGCUACAGACAGGCUGCACAUACAAAACCCCUCAUUCUCUCAAAUCAACCAGUUGGUUUCUACCAUCAUGUCUGCCAGUACCACCACACUUAGGUACCCAGGAUACAUGAACAAUGACUUGAUUGGUCUCAUUGCCUCUCUUAUCCCAACCCCUCGUCUACACUUCCUGAUGACAGGAUACACACCGCUGACUACUGAUCAGUCGGUGGCCAGUGUGCGUAAGACUACAGUGUUGGAUGUCAUGAGAAGGCUACUGCAGCCUAAAAAUGUUAUGGUAUCCACUGGCCGUGACAGGCAAACCAACCACUGCUAUAUUGCAAUACUCAAUAUCAUUCAAGGGGAGGUGGAUCCUACACAGGUGCACAAAAGCCUUCAGAGGAUUCGAGAGAGGAAGCUGGCAAACUUUAUCCCAUGGGGACCUGCCAGCAUCCAAGUUGCUUUGUCAAGAAAGUCACCUUAUUUGCCAUCUGCACACCGGGUCAGCGGCCUAAUGAUGGCCAAUCACACCAAUAUCUCCUCGCUGUUUGAAAGGACCUGCCGUCAGUAUGACAAACUGCGAAAACGUGAAGCUUUCUUGGAGCAGUUCCGCAAGGAGGACAUCUUUAAGGACAACUUUGAUGAGCUGGAUAAUUCAAGAGAAAUUGUACAGCAGUUAAUAGAUGAAUACCAUGCAGCUACUCGUCCAGACUACAUUUCUUGGGGAACCCAGGAUAAAUAAAGGGUCAUAUCAGGGUUAAACACUUGGGUGCAAUGUGUGUCAUUUCUGUAAGAGAACUUAAUCUUUAACUGUAAAUACCAGUCCUCCAAGCCAAAAGACGUUGAAACCUGGAAAGUGGCAAGCAUUAACUGCAAGAGCACUAUACAAAACAUACAACAGUUCUGUUGUAAAGACUAUUGUUGCCUCCCAAUUUAUCUGUGCAGUUUCUGGAUCAUUUGUUAUUUGGGCCAUUUCAGUUUGUGUGUUUUAAGUACUACAUUUCAGCAUAUACAGUAGGAAUAUAUAGUUAACCUGUAUUCAUCUUUCACAUUGUCUCCUAAAGUAGAUUGCGUUCCAUUAGAAGGAAAUGAAAGCACUUAUUGGUUACUAACUUUUAAUAAAAAGGCAACUAUCGUA